Molecule: messenger RNA, 1875 nt
Organism: Panicum virgatum (switchgrass)
Lineage: Eukaryota; Viridiplantae; Streptophyta; Magnoliopsida; Poales; Poaceae
Product: histone-lysine N-methyltransferase SETD1B-like
Exons: 2
Coding region: 220-1098 (292 amino acids)
Source: RefSeq, a predicted model, not a curated record
UAUAUAAGACCCGUCGGCCAUUGCCUUGGGAAUAUCGCAUAUGCUCUCAGUUUGCUUCCCUCCACCAUCUACUAACUUGCAGCAACCAAACAAAGAUUUCGGUUCGAUCUAGUCGCUUUGCGCCGCAAGUCUUCUCCGAUCAACCUCACCUUCUUGGCUCUCUUCUUUGCCCAGCCUCCCCGAUCUCCAGCUCCGUCAUCACAGCUUGCUCCGCUCGGAAUGGCGUCCCCGUUGACAGAAGCCUCGCCUCCUCCGACCAUCCGAGACGUCAUCGGCCGCGAUGACGACGACGACGACGAUAACUUCAUAGCAGAGGAGGAAGAGGAAGAGGACGAGGACGAGGACGAGGAGGAGUGGGACAUGAGCAAGCGCAUGUCCCGCCUCUCCAUGGAGGGCUCCGACGGCGGCGACGCCGACGACGAGGACGGCGGGGACGAAGCGGAGGAGGAAGACGACGACGAGUUCGAGGUGCGGUCGGACGUCAACGCCGCCGCGGCGUACGGCGGCGCGGGGCCCCCUCCGUACGACGUGCAGGCCCCGUCGUCGGCGUCGCUCCCGGGCACGCCCGACCGCGGGGCGGCGGCGGCGGCGCGGUCGCCGUCGUCGCCGCCGUGGUGGCCCGGGCCGAGCGGCGGCAAGGAGUACGCGAGCGAGACGGAGGCGCGGUGGCCGCCCGGCGCCGGGAGGCGGCGGCGGUACCACCACCGCGAGCGGAUGGCGCGGGAGGUGUGGCUGGAGCGCGCGUGGCGGGCGCGGAAGCAGCGGCGGGAGGCGGCCGCGGCGGUGCCGGUGGUGGUCCUCGGCGGCGGCGGAGGCGAGUCCCCCGGCGCGGGGAGCGGCGGCGGCGUGGCGAUGGAUAUGGAGGAAGUCCGCGCGUGCCGGGACCUGGGCCUGGGCCUCCCCUGCGACUGGACCGUGGAGAUCCCCUGCCACGCGCUCUCCGGCGUCGACACCGCCAGCAGCGGCGGCAACUCGCCGGCCUCCGGCAGCUGGCGCAUCUCCAGCCCCGGGGACGACCCGAGGGACGUGAAGGCGCGGCUCAAGGUGUGGGCGCAGGCGGUGGCGCUCGCCUCCGCCGCCUCCCGCCUCGGCUCGUGAAAGAUCGAUCCGCCGCCGGCGGGGGCGGCGGCGGGUCCAAGAACUCGCUAUCCAAGCUCUUCCUUCGGCUGGCGAUGCGGGCGCGUCAUCACCAGAGAGACAACCCCGUCAUCUCCAACAUUAACAGUCUUCCGAUCUCAUCAGGGAAAAAAACAACAACAAAAAAAGGAACAGUUGCUUCUGACAACAUUUUUUGCGUUCCACUGUACAAACAUGCGUCGUGUGUGUGCUUUGUGUGUGUGUGGUCAUAGCUAGUUUUUUAGCAUUUCUCCAAAAGUAUAAAAAAGAAAAGAAAAGAAAGCUAGGAUUAGUAAGCAUGUGGUUUGGGCAGGGAGCUAGCCGUACGUGCACAGCGCGCACGGGGUCGCCGCCUCGCUGGGGGUGACACGUGCAGCGCCGCGGACCGUGCGUUUUUUUUUUGCGUUGCAUGAUUGUUGUUGUACGAGUAUAAGAGUGCAGGUAAAGAAAAGUAGAAAACAGAACUUUUUUUUUGCAUGUAUGAUGCCUGUUGUUUGGCCAGCGGGGAGCAAGAUGGCCCCAACAGCUUUAGAGCAUCUCCAAGAGAUGCUGUAUUUCCAUUUGUAUAUUUAGAUGGUAUGAGGCUUUGUAAAAAGAUAGAAGGCUUGAAAAAAUGUUGGGAAUCCAACAGACUAGCCAAAUUUAGAUCUCCAUAUUUGUACUGCUAGUGGACCCAUGUGUCAUACUCUCUCUCCUUCUCCCCCACCGAGCUCGCUCCCGCCGCCGCUUCGCGCUCCGCUGCCGCUGCUACUCCGCGCC